UCAGAACUCUACCCCUUGGUUCCCAAAAUCGAUACGAGUCUUCUCAAGUGUGUGGUGAAUACUUGCCCGCGACUGCUCAAGUCGGACCUUAGCUCCCUUUUUCAUGGCAAGGAUUUUUCAGGAUCAUGGAUGACGACCAUCACGUUUUCCCAUCAUAAUAAGCAAAACAAAAUAUCGGAGAAGCUUGAGUACCUCACUGAGACUUUUAUUCGAUCGGCGAUAGAUAUAUGUGGAUCAUUGAAAAAUCUUGGCUAUUGGGCCGACUUCAUUCAUCCGUCGACCGGUAAACCUUUCCUUGGUCCUCAUUUCGAUCAAAACCUCGCUGAAAUGGACAAUCAGUUGGCUAGUUUUGGUUUCGUCGUGGACGAUUUAGGCUGCUGCAGGUUCCUGCGGAGCAAAAUAUCUGGCAAACAAAUGUUUAUCGGUAUUAUUUUUACUGACGCUCCCAGUGAUCACCCAGUCUUAUCCCACUUGUCUUCCAUAGUCGAUUGA
Molecule: messenger RNA, 492 nt
Organism: Mesocestoides corti
Lineage: Eukaryota; Metazoa; Platyhelminthes; Cestoda; Cyclophyllidea; Mesocestoididae
Source: the annotation of a GenBank genome assembly